Lynx canadensis (Canada lynx) is the source of this 1469-nucleotide messenger RNA. It is a transcript of the gene DHRS1, whose product is annotated as dehydrogenase/reductase 1. The record is from RefSeq and is a predicted model, not a curated record. NCBI's taxonomy places the organism in Eukaryota, Metazoa, Chordata, Mammalia, Carnivora, Felidae. Bases 269 to 1210 code for a protein of 313 amino acids. The transcript is spliced from 9 exons.
ACUGUGUGUGUCCCCAGGUCGCCCCGCCUCCAGUCGCCAGUCCUGGCCCCAGCACUGCCUCCCGUGCUCUCUGACCCUCUCCUCCAAGCCCUCCGCUGAUCCCGGAUGGGAACGCGGGCUGGCACCCCAGCCUCACACUCUGAUCCAGUUGCAGUCACCUGGUCCCGCCCCCGCAGCCAGAAUCGAAGUCCUAGAGUCCAAGGACUUUGCCGGCUAGACGGCGCCGGGACUGCAGGAGCGCAGAUUUUCCCCCCUUUGCAUGUGAGUCAUGGCAGCUCCCAUGAAGGGCCAAGUGUGCGUGGUGACCGGUGCUUCCAGAGGUAUUGGCCGCGGCAUCGCCUUGCAACUCUGCCAGGCAGGUGCCACAGUUUACAUCACUGGCCGCCAUAUGGACACGCUGCGGGCCACUGCUGAGGAGGCACAGUCUCGAGGGGGCCAGUGUGUGCCUGUGGUAUGCGAUUCAAGCCAGGAGAGUGAAGUGCAAAGCCUGUUUGAGCAAGUGGAUCGGGAACAGCAGGGGCGUCUGGAUGUGCUGGUCAACAAUGCCUACGCUGGGGUCCUGGCAAUUAUAAAGAACACUAAGAAGGCAUUCUGGGAAAGCCCUGCCUCCAUCUGGGAUGAUAUCAACAAUGUUGGACUCAGAGGUCACUACUUGUGCUCAGUGUAUGGAGCACGGCUCAUGGUACCAGCUGGCCGGGGACUCAUCGUGGUCAUCUCCUCCAUUGGGGGGCUGCAGUAUCUCUUCAAUGUCCCCUAUGGUGUUGGCAAAGCUGCGUGCGACAGGCUGGCUGCUGACUGUGCCCAGGAGCUGCGGCGCCACGGGGUCAGCUAUGUGUCUCUGUGGCCAGGGUUGGUGCAGACAGAACUACUGAAGGAGGUUGUGAUGGAAAACAACAAUGCUGAUGAUCCCCUGUUGAAGCAGUUCAGAUCUGAUUUCAGCUCUGCAGAGACCACAGAAAUGAGUGGCAAAUGUGUGGUGGCUUUGGCAACAGACCCCAAUAUCCUGAGCCUGAGUGGGAAGGUGCUGCCAUCUUGUGACCUUGCUCGGCGCUAUGGCCUUCGGGAUGUGGAUGGCCGCCCCGUCCAAGACUAUUUGUCUUUGAGCUCAGUUCUCUCUCAUGUCUCCACCAUGGGCUGGCUGGCCUCCUACUUGCCUGGCUUCCUCCGUAUGCCCAAGUGGAUUAUGACCCUCUACACUAGCAAAUUCUAACCCUCCUGGCCUGACCUCACAACUGUUCUCCCUUGGGCUAUGUGGUAGGGCCUGACUCCGUGAAACAAGUCAGCCUCUCCUGCCUACCUCAUACCCUUGAUAUGAAGAGAAGACCUCCACUGUAUGUCCUGGGUGAGCCCUCGGGGCCCUUAGAUACUUCUUUAUGCCUUAAUUUUACUUGCCCCUACAUUUUACUUUUUGCCUUAGUAUUGAAAAACAUCCUGCAGGUUAAUAAAAGUCUCAUUUCUCUUUCAACAAA